This is a messenger RNA of Pelodiscus sinensis (Chinese soft-shelled turtle), 1591 nucleotides long. RefSeq names its product actin-related protein T2. Lineage: Eukaryota; Metazoa; Chordata; Testudines; Trionychidae. The record is from RefSeq and is a predicted model, not a curated record.
UAAGCCCUGAAAAUGUCUUGCUUGCCACCACCUGAGUGGGGAUAAAAAUCCUGAAUCCUGGUCGAAGUGAGGAGCAUCAUUCCUAGACUUUGGAGGCUAGCAAAGCUCGUCAUCUUGCAAAACUGAGAAGAUAUGGUUGGAAGAUGCAUCCUUAAACCUUCGCCAAUAAGUUCCCCAGAAGCAGCCUUUCCAGAAACUAUUUAAGGUCUAGGGAGAAAGCUGGAAUGAUGUUUAAUCCCCAAAUGUUAGAUGUGCCAGCUGUGAUUUUUGACAAUGGAUCAGGGCUGUGUAAAGCUGGUCUGUCAGGAGAAAUUGGUCCAAGAUACAUCAUUCCUACAGUCAUAGGCCACCAUACCACAAAGCUGCCACUUUUAGGAAUGGCUCCGAAGAUGUGCCAUGUGGGAGAAGAAGCCCAGCACAAACGGGAUGUGUUGUCUUUGAAGUAUCCCAUUGAACGGGGUAUAAUUACAUCUUACGAUGAUAUGGAGAAGAUCUGGAAGCACAUUUAUGAGCACGAACUGGGACUGAAAGCCUUUGAGAGGCCUGUGCUAAUGACUGAGACCUCUCUGAACCCAACGGAGAGCCGAAAAAAAAUAACUCAGCUGAUGUUUGAAUGGUUCAAGGUGCCGGCUUUCUACUUGUCUGUCCAAGCCAUUUUGACCCUCUAUGCCUCAGCCCGUAUUGCAGGAUUGGUGAUAGACAGUGGACAUGGUGUUACCCAGACGGUACCAGUCUACGAAGGGUACUAUUUACCCCAUGCUGUCUCCCGGCUAGAUAUUGCAGGCAGAGAUAUCACGGAGUUCCUCACCAAGCUCCUUGUGGAAAGUGGGCACCGCUUUGGAAGCCUUGCUGAGAAGCAGGGGGUCAUAGAAGACAUCAAGGAAAAGUUGUGUUACCUGGCUGCAGACCCACACAGAGAAUUAGCCAAGCGGCCGGAGGAGAUCCUGAAAGAAUAUAAACUGCCUGACGGGACUCUGGUCAGUAUCGGCAGCCCACUCUUUCAAGCACCAGAGAUCCUCUUUGCGUCAGGUUGCUCUGGUAAUAACGCCCCAGGCCUUCAUCGGAUGAUCGCUCAGAGCGUCACCAAGUGUGACACCAGUAUUCACAACACUCUCUAUGGGAACAUGGUGCUGUCGGGUGGUUCAUCCCUCUUACACGGGCUGGAUGAGAGGAUUUUUAAAGGGCUAGAACAUCAGGUCCCCAAAGGGGUCCCUAUAAAGAUCAUAGCACCCACCGACAGGUGGUUUUCCACAUGGAUCGGGGCUUCUGUGAUUACUUCCUUGACCAGCUUCAAGCAAAUGUGGAUCACUGCUGCUGAUUACAAGGAUUUUGGACCAAACAUUGUCCAAAGAAGAUGUUUUUAAAAGGGCUUAGGUAAAUCUAGCCAGCAUCCAUUCAGGACAGUGGCAAAUUCUUGCAUUUGCUUGUUAAAAGGAAGGAAUAAACACCUUGGAUAGACAUUUGGCUUUUACAAUUUGUGUACUUGGCUUCAGAGUCAUGGAAAUUAGAGAAGAGACCUCUUCUCUGUUCAGUUCCAUGCCAGUACAAUGCAGUUCCCUUUAUUAAAGACCUCUUGUUCAGGAAUUCAAAA